AUGGCGGUCUUUGGAGACAAGGGACAAGCCGAUCAACUAAGAUCAAUCCCACCGGGCCUCGACUUGGACACCACCAAGGAAGCCGAAGGACUACGAGACGUAGCCGCAGAUCUCUUCCUCGAGAUCAACCAGUACUCGCCCGAAGAACUAGCAGCAGAACGGAAAAUCGUCAAACGAAAGCUCGAUAUGAUCAUCAUGCCUAUUAUCUGCAUAACCUACUGUCUCCAGUUUCUCGAUAAGCUUAGCCUCAAUUACGCAGCUGCAUAUUCGUUCAUCCCUGACCUGCAUCUGGAGUGGAACCGCUACUCGUGGGUCGCGGCCAUAUUCAACUUCGGCUAUCUAUUCUGGGCCCUUCCAGCGAAUUUUUUGAUCCAACGAGCACCCAUAGGCAAGCUGACAGGCACCAUGAUAUUCAUCUGGAGUAUCCUUCUGGUCUCUCACGUCGGCGCGAAGGACUAUGCCGGAAUUUUGGUUCUGCGGUUUCUGCUCGGAUGUUUCGAAGCUGGCAUUUCGCCUUCGAUCAUGAACAUUGUGGCGAUGUACUAUACUCGUCCCGAACAGCCGUGGCGGAUGUGUAUUUUCCUUGGCUUUAAUGGCAUGUCUACUAUUAUCGGAUCUUUGCUGGGCUUCGGACUUGGACAUGUCAAUAACAUCGGUUUGAAGUCCUGGCAGCUGAUCUUCCUUGUCAUCGGGCUAAUGAACUUUGUGUGGAGUAUCGUAUUCCUCCUAUUUAUGCCUGACUCUGCGACCAAUGCAAAGUUCUUGUCACACAAGCAAAAGGUCGUGGCUGUAGAUCGAGUCUCGAAGAAUAUGGUCGGGGUCAAGACGAAACAGUACAAGCCCAAGCAGAUCGUGGAAGCAUUACUGGACGUCAAGGUCUGGACGCUCGUUCUGAUUGGCAUGGCUACCGGGAUCAUCAACGGUGGUGUUUCGAAUUUCGGCUCUGCCUUGAUCAAAGGAUUCGGCUUCUCGAGUAUCGACGCCACCUUACUGCAAUUGCCCAACGGCGUUAUCGAGUUCAUCGUUGUACCAUCUUGUGGUCUGAUAGCAACCUUUGGUGGGAAUGUACGAUGCCUGACGAUCAUGGUUGUCUGCCUCAUACCGCUCGGAGGUCUUCUAGGCAUCAGACUCACAAGUCUGGACCACAGAUGGGCUCUGGUCGGCUCGAGCUGGCUUCAAGGAGUGGUCGGAGCACCUAUCAUCCUUUGCUGGAACCUGAUGACCACGAACAUUGCAGGACAUACUAAGCGAAGUAUCUCAAAUGGCAUGUGGUUCGUCUUCUACGCCGCUGGCAAUAUUGCUGGAGCGAACAUCUUCAAUACUAAAGAAGCGCCGAGAUACUUCUCGGCUCUCACCGGAUUGAUCGUGUGCUAUAUUGCCACCAUCUUGCUUGCAGCAUUCCUGUGGGCGUAUAUGGCGUUAGAGAACAGACGAAGAGAUCGUCUACUUGGACCAGGAGAGGAGGUCAUCCGUGACGCGGAAGAGAAAGCUAUUCUUGAAGGCUUUAAGGACAGUACUGACAAGGAGAGCAAAGGAUUCAGAUACAGUCUGUAG
Molecule: messenger RNA, 1554 nt
Organism: Recurvomyces mirabilis
Lineage: Eukaryota; Fungi; Ascomycota; Dothideomycetes; Mycosphaerellales; Teratosphaeriaceae
Exons: 4
Coding region: 1-1554 (517 amino acids)
Biological process (GO): transmembrane transport
Cellular component (GO): membrane
Molecular function (GO): transmembrane transporter activity
Source: RefSeq, a predicted model, not a curated record